Messenger RNA from Drosophila takahashii, 2278 nucleotides. RefSeq names its product Germinal centre kinase III (gene GckIII). The record is from RefSeq and is a predicted model, not a curated record. Gene Ontology annotation, biological process: protein phosphorylation. Gene Ontology annotation, molecular function: ATP binding; protein serine/threonine kinase activity. Lineage: Eukaryota; Metazoa; Arthropoda; Insecta; Diptera; Drosophilidae. Gene Ontology annotation, cellular component: cytoplasm.
CAGGGAGUCGCGAAGGAGAAGGAGGAGGUGGAGGAGAGCCAGAGAGCCAAGAGCCAAGAGCGAAGAGCCACGAAGUGGGAAGUAGCAAAAUAGAUAGCCAGCAUGUCCUGGACGGAGAAAGUCGAUCCCGAGCUGAUCUUCACCAAGCAGGAGCGCAUCGGCAAGGGCUCCUUCGGCGAGGUGUUCAAGGGCAUCGACAAUCGCACCCAGCAGGUGGUGGCCAUCAAGAUCAUCGAUCUGGAGGAGGCCGAGGAUGAGAUCGACGACAUCCAGCAGGAGAUCAUGGUGCUGUCGCAGUGCGACUCGCCGUACGUGACCAAGUACUAUGGCAGCUUCCUCAAGGGCACCAAGCUGUGGAUCAUCAUGGAGUAUCUGGGCGGUGGAUCCGCUUUGGAUCUCAUGAAGGCCGGUUCCUUCGAUGAGAUGCACAUCGGCAUCAUAUUGCGCGAGGUGCUCAAGGGCCUCGAUUACCUGCACUCGGAGCGCAAGCUGCAUCGCGACAUCAAGGCGGCCAAUGUGCUGCUCAGCGAGCAGGGCGACGUCAAGCUGGCGGACUUUGGAGUCGCCGGCCAGCUGACCAACACCACCUCCAAGCGGAACACCUUCGUGGGCACGCCCUUCUGGAUGGCGCCCGAGGUGAUCAAGCAGUCGCAGUACGACGCCAAGGCGGACAUCUGGUCGCUGGGCAUCACGGCCAUCGAGCUGGCCAAGGGCGAGCCGCCCAAUUCGGAGCUGCAUCCGAUGCGCGUGCUCUUCCUGAUCCCCAAGAACAAUCCGCCCCAGCUGACGGGCAACUAUACCAAGUCGUUCAAGGAUUUCGUCGAGGCCUGUCUGAACAAGGAUCCCGAGAACAGGCCGACGGCCAAGGAGCUGCUCAAGUACCCGUUCAUCAAGAAGGCCAAGAAGAACGCCUACCUUAUCGACCUGAUCGAUCGCUUCAAGAAGUGGAAGCUGUCCAAGGGCGACGAGAGCGAAACGGAGUCGGAGAACUCGGACUCGGACUCGGAUGCCAAGCAGGGCGGCAGCAGCCAGGACGAGCCCUGGAUCAUGACCGUCAAGGGGCUGCACAUCAACAGUGCUCCGCGUGCCGGCGUCAACAGUUUCCAGCUGCAGGAGCACGAGCUGACCAUGCAGAAGCUAAUGCAGACCACACACUCGCCAGGUGGUCAGCCUGCCGCCUCAGCGUCCUCUGUAUCGGCGUCAGUCUCCUCCUCCUCCGUGUCCGUCAUCACAGCCAGCGAGGCUGUCGCCUCCGCAUCCGCAUCCGCCCUGCCCCCCCAGAACAGCCACAACGUCCACAGCAACCACAGCAGCAGCAACAGCAACAUCAACAACAAUAACAUCAGCAACUUGAGCAACAAGCAUGCCACCAGCACCAUGCUGAAUGCAGCUCCACUGCCGAGCAGCGUUACCAGCUCCUCGUCGGCCAACGAGCUGCAGCAGCAGAAGCGCUCGAGCUCCAAGCCGGAGCUGCGCCAGUCGCGUUCCUCCGGCCCCCUGGAUCAGGUUGAGGAUCGUCGCGCCUCCCUGCAGUCCGCGGUGCCGCUUCCAUCGCCUGCCGAGCAGCAGCAGCAGCGUCGCAGCAGCCAACGUGAAUCAUUCCAUGCAACUAACGCCGCUUUGGCCGCCAGCAGCAGCAGUAGCAACAACCACGGCCACGAGGAGCAUGUGGUGGCCACCAGCCAUGUCAAGCAGCACACUGGGACAACGGGACAACAACGCCAAGUCCAGACGAACAGCGCCUGUCUGAACAACUUCCUCUUCCCCGUGCUGACCGACAUCCAGCGAAAGUAUUCGGGCGGCGGUGGAUCCGGAGGCGGCGGAGGAGGAUCUGGUGGACGCAACCUGGGCGUGGGCAGCGACAUUGGCGACCUGAAGUCCGUAUUCGAGCUGGCCGAACGCUCCAGCCCGGGCGUGAGUGACCUGUUCAUGAAGGAGCUGAUCCACAUGCUCGUUCCGGGAUAUUCGGAGACGCGCAUCAAUACGAUCAUGGACCGAGCCAUACGCAACCGCAAGUAGCUGGCGCCCGUAGCUGUAGCCGUAGCCAAUUCCGAUUCCAAGAAACCUACUUUACUAUAUACACAACAACAUUAUUAACGAGAACGAGACAAGAGCGAAACAUAUUCCGACAUUAAGUGGCCAACGGAGGAGCGGGAGCGAUGUACAUGUAUUUCAAUUGAACAGUUAUUUAAGCAUACAAUAUGUAUUCGUUUGUUUAUCUGCAAUAUUAAUCUAAUGUAAAACAUAUAUAACUUCAGAAUAAAAACCCCACAAAAAU